Messenger RNA from Aedes albopictus (Asian tiger mosquito), 2512 nucleotides. RefSeq names its product alpha-N-acetylglucosaminidase (gene Naglu). The record is from RefSeq and is a predicted model, not a curated record. The coding region runs from base 148 to 2445 and encodes 765 amino acids. NCBI's taxonomy places the organism in Eukaryota, Metazoa, Arthropoda, Insecta, Diptera, Culicidae. The transcript is spliced from 4 exons.
UCAUUCAGUCUCUCAGAUUGUUUUACCACCGCUCAUACGAGACAGUUCUGCUCUAGGCACAAUCAGUCUAUUACUGAUAAUUGAACAGAUUGCAUCCAUCAGCAUAUAGUUCAGCAUUCAGAAGUCAAAUCAAAUACGCCAUUAGCCAUGGCAUUCGUUCCGCAGCUUAUGCUGCUGAUUUUUGCUUCCACGACUUCAGCAGUUUUGUCCCAUCCACAGCAUAGUGCACACAUUUUAAAGCAUGUCAAAUCGAAAACUGCCCUACAGGUCCAGGAACAGGCCGCAAUGGAAUUGAUCAGACGUCUUCUACCCGAACGAGAUAUCGAAUUUUCAGUGAAGAUUGAAGAUGGCAUGAGGCUGAAUUCAUUCAAGGUCCUAAAGGCAAAUGAAACCAGCCAAGUUAUGAUAUCCGGAUCCAGUGGAGUCGCCGCAGCUAAAGGAUUCUAUCACUAUUUAAAAUAUUUCUGUGGCUGUCACGUUUCGUGGGAUGGGGAUCAACUGAAUUUGCCGGAUGAGCUCCCGUUGGCCAAUUUUGAAAUGCAAGCUCCAAGCAGCGUCGUGUACUACCAGAACGUUUGCACCUGGUCGUACUCGUUCAGUUGGUGGACUUGGCAAGAAUGGCGUCGCCACAUAGACUGGAUGGCCAUGCAGGGCAUUACCAUGAGUUUGGCUCCAUUCCAGGAGGACCUUUGGGCCGAAGUCUACCGAGAGUACAACAUUUCCCAGCAUGACAUAGACGACCAUCUUUCGGGGCCGGGUUUCUUCGCCUGGCAGCGAAUGGGUAACAUUCGAGGCUGGGGAGGACCCCUGACCGCAAACUUCAUCAACUUCUCCCGUAAGCUGCAAACCCAGAUUGUUCAGGAAAUGCGUAAACUUGGCAUGGUGUUGGCAUUGCCAGCAUUCGCCGGUCAUCUGCCAGUUCAGUUUGCUCAAUUAUAUCCACAAGCGAAACUUACCCCUGUGGAAGUCUGGAAUGGGUUUCCUGACCAAUACUCUAGUCCAUUAUUUCUGGACCCCAUCGAUCCGUUGUUCAAUGAAAUAGGACAACGAUUCCUGUCCAAAGUAAUCCAGCGGUACGGUACUGAUCACAUCUACUUCAGUGACCCAUUCAACGAGAUCCAGCCACAAAGCUUUAGCGCGAAAUACCUAUCAAGCGCUUCAACCGGUAUUUACAAGGCGAUGUCCAGCGUCGAUCCAUUAGCUGUUUGGCUGCUCCAAGGAUGGAUGUUUGUCAAAAACCCUUACUGGAGUGAUGUGGCCAUUCGAGCCUUCUUAACGGCUGUGCCCAUAGGAAGAAUGCUUGUGCUAGACCUGCAGUCAGAACAGUUUCCGCAAUAUGAUCGAACUGAGUCCUACUAUGGGCAACCGUUCAUCUGGUGCAUGUUGAACAACUUUGGAGGCACGUUGGGAAUGCUUGGAUCCGUGGAUAAUGUAUUUCAAGGAAUUCGUGAUACCAGGGCGAAUGAUAGCACAACUAUGAUUGGAACAGGGAUCACCCCAGAAGGAAUCAACCAGAAUUACGGACUUUACGAGUUUGCCUUGGAGAUGGGCUGGUAUCAGGAUUUUGCCAGGGUUUCUGACUGGUUCGCAUGCUACGCUUCGUUCCGAUAUCGAACCAAGAGUGCCAGGGUCAUGAAUGCAUGGACCAUAUUCCGACUGACGGUUUAUUCAUUCAAUCGACUGGAAAUGAUGCGAGGAAAAUAUACUUUCAAUCGUAGACCAAAUCUUAAGCUUGAUCCAUGGAUUUGGUACAACGAAACCCUGUUCAACACUGGUGUUCAGAUGUUACUAGAAGAGGAUCUCAAUAGUGCUUUAUUUCGUAAUGAUGUAGUCGAUGUAACCCGCCAAUUUCUACAGAACACUGCAGAUCGUCUAUACCUCACGAUAGUGGAAGCCUACAAAGCCAGAGACGCAAACGCGGCAAGAUUAUAUUCGGACCAGUUCCUGGAACUCUUGGGUGAUAUUGAUCGCUUGCUUCGCACAGAUGGACACUUCCUGCUAGGAAAGUGGCUCGAGUCUGCCAAAGCUGUGGCCGAAACCAGCUUAGAGCGUCAAAAGUACGAAUCCAACGCUCGUUUUCAGAUAACUCUGUGGGGCCCACAGGGUCAAAUUGUAGACUACGCUAACAAGCAGUGGGCUGGCAUGGUACAGGACUUUUUCCUUCCGCGGUGGAAGCUAUUCCUGACUGAGAUGACAAAAGCAGUCGAGACAAAUGGGACCCUCAACGAGGGCAAGCUGAGGGAUAGGAUCUUCAAAGUGGUGGAACUGCCAUUCUGUACCAGCAAUAAACGGUACUCGACCGAACCGGAAGGCGACUCACUGGAUCUGGCACGGUCGCUUUUUAAAAUAUGGAGUCAUCAAGCUGAAGGGUUCAAGGAACUGCCGAUGAACCCAACCAAGGUGGCGAAAAAGCUAAAGCGGAAGAACCGAGUAUUUGGAUCUUGAUGAUUGAAAUCUCAUUGGAAAAAAGUUAUGAUUAAAGGAUGAAAUGAUUUUAUAGUUAUUUAAGCAA